CCUAUCAACCGCGCACACAGCGCCGCGGCGGUGCCUUCUACGUCACCAGGAAACUUGGGCUACUCCACGAUAACAAUGCACAAGCAGAAACCAGCAUCUUAGUCUAGAUUGAGUUCCCAUAACUGCGCUUAUGGCUACCGCUUGGGUCAGCAGAAAAUAGAAUAUUUACAAAGAAAAGCUGCAAAUAGCGCGGGACGGGAGUUUUUCCAAACAAGGUGCAAAGAUCAACUGUCCCGAAGGUAAUGGCUGGACUGGAAUGGGAAGACUGGUUUGAACGUGAGGAAUUUAUCGGCCAAAUUAGCGACAUCCGAGUGCAGAAUCUUCAAGUUGAAAGGGAAGUCGUUCAGAAGAGGACCUUUACAAGAUGGAUGAAUCUACAUUUAGAGAAGUGUAAUCCUCCGAUAGAGGUGCACGACCUCUUCCGUGACAUCCGGGAUGGGAAGAUCCUGAUGGCCCUGCUGGAGGAGCUGUCAGGAUGUAGGCUGCUGCAUGGAUUCAAGCCAUCCUCACAUCGCAUUUUCAGGCUUAAUAACAUAGCGAAGGUACUGACAUUCCUGGAGGAAAGAAACGUAAAGCUGGUUAGCAUUGAUGCAGCAGACAUUGCUGAUGGCAAUUCAUCCAUAGUGCUGGGCCUGAUCUGGAAUAUCAUCCUCUUUUUCCAGAUUAAAGAGCUGACAGGAAACAUAAAGAACCAGUUCCCAUCCUCUUCCAGCUUAUCUUCGAUCCCCACCAGCUCAGAUUCUGACACCUCACACUCUAGCACUCCAUCAGAUGACAGGAGGCCUUCCAUUGCUGCCAAGGAUCAUGGGAAAGCCAUAAAGACACUCUUACAGUGGGUCCAGAGACGCACCAGAAAAUAUGGAGUAGCGGUCCAGGAUUUUGGCAAAAGCUGGACAAGUGGCCUGGCUUUUCUUGCAGUUAUCAAAUCUAUUGACCCCAGUCUGGUGGACAUGAGGAGAGCCCUGCUCAGGUCCUCCAGAGAAAACAUUGAGGAGGCCUUCCGAACAGCACACUAUAGCCUGGGUAUACCACGGCUUCUGGAGCCUGAAGAUGUGACCCUGAAUCCCCCAGAUGAACAGUCUAUAAUGACAUAUGUGUCCCAGUUUUUGGAGCACUUUCCGGGAAUCGAGGAGGAUGAUCCUUCAGAUUUCCUGGAGAGGAGCAAGGUCAGCACACGGAUGAAUGAGCCCCCAUAUAGAAAUGGAGUUCAGAGGAAAGAAAGGUUCUGUGUGGUGAAGAGGGAUUGGGUUCAGCCUCUGCCCAAGAUCUUCAUCUCCUCUGUGGCCGAAGGUCGUGAGCAGGCCCGCACUCCUGCCCAACCGCGGAUAGUGGAGGACAGGCCCUGGGAUAGCGAGGAAUCUUCAGUGGAUUCAAGUCCUAGCACCACCGACAGUCGACCUCUCUGCCGCCCCCUGUCCCUGAACAAGGACACGUCUGGUGCUGCAUCUUCCACCACCAGCUCUCCUCAACCUUCCCUGAUUGACUCUGUGAUGGACUCUCCGGAUUCGUGGAGUGAGAUGCCUAGUGAGCUUCCACAGUCUUGCAGCGAUGGCUCUCUGAGUGAGAGUGCUACAUCUAGUGAGCAGAGGUACUCUUCUUAUCCUGGCGAGCUGACAUCAGAUCAGGUGUCACCGCUGCUGUUAGAGAGGGUCUCCCAAGACCAGGUGGACACAGAGCUGUUUGUCGAUGAAGGAAACUUCUCUCUCAGCUCGGUGGAGAGUUUGCAGGCCAAAUCCACACUGCUGUCUGAGGAGGACGAUGCUUAUAGGUACAUUUUAGAUCUUAAGGAGGAUGUGUCUACUGAUCACAUGCCCAGUAAGGAUAUAAUCAGUGAUCCAAAUGCACAGCAAACACAACCCUGCCCUUUGCAGAACCCAGAAAUUGUCAAACCAGCAUCUCAUGACACCUCAUGUGGGGAUAGUGACUCUGGCUAUUAUCCUGGCCAAAAAGACAUCUCUGCAACACAACCGGACAAUGUUAGCAAGAGUGAGUUAACCACUGACACUGACGAACCGGUUGCUGGCACUGAAAACCAGUUCGAAUGUAAAGAAAGUUUAGAGUCCUCCAAAACUGAAGCUGCUCAGAUCAUCACCGAAUCAGACCACAUGGCCUUUUUCGAGGAUGAUGCUGAAUGUCCUGUUCUUCAGUAUGAGAGGAUUUCCAUUUCAGGAAGUGAAGAGGAUGUUGACCUGUCUGAAGAAGUGUCUCACAAGGAGGAAAUGGAGGAAAACAACGUGGCUGAUGUCUUCAGCAGCAAUGUUAAAAAGCAGGACGGCGACACUGGAGAAAAGGAAGAUGCACAUCAUGACGAAAUGACCUGGCCAUUGCAUGUAGACAUUGACCAAAAGGAGCUUGAUCUAGAACCAGAAGACCACAAUACAGAGCCAAACUAUAAAGUAGACCAGGCCUGUACCAGUUUAGAACUUCCUCAGACUUCUACACAUAGCAGUCAGUCUGAAGCAAGGGAUUCUGGGGCAGAUAUUCAUGGGGACGAGGGCCAACAAACUGGUGCUAAGGAUUCGGGCAUGUAUGGAGAUCUGGGAGUGAAGGAUUUGACCAAAGACAACCCUCCGACCUAUGGCAGGCUGGGUGAGAUGAACUCUAUUGAAGUGACUGAAGAUGAAGGGGACGGGACCUACAAGUUAGAGUCAAGUCCUCUGAACCAGGUGAGUGAAAUUUGGGAAGUGGGUGAAGACAUCGCCUACGAUGAAGGACCAAGUCAGGGUGAUAUGAGUGCACCUCUGGAGGAAGAGCUGAAAGGAAGUACAUAUCUUGAACUUGAAGCAAGGGUUGCAGAAAGUAUGAAAGAAGACAUAGCUGUCGAUAACGAAAGCAAGAUGGGGGGUCAUCUCAGUGAGAUGGAGAACAUGAAUGAAGAGGAAGCCUCCUGCACUCAGAAUCAAAGCAGUGGUCCUAAGGCCACAGAGCAGUUAAAGAUCACCGAGUGCAAGGAUGACGUGCCUGCAUCGGCGAUACCGUGUGGUGAUGUCCCCGUAACUGACAUGACCUCAGACGAGCCUAACCACGACACCACUUUCCAUGAGCAAGACAGGCAAUCCUUCACUUCGCUGACCACCACAAGCCCUGCCUCGCAGCCAGACCUUGAUGACAGCUGGGAGCAUGGCAUGCCAAAACAGCCCUGCGAUGGGCAGAGUGGAAGCCAGGCCACCUGGGAGGGGGCAGAAAGGAUUAUGGGUAGUGGCGAGCUAGAAGAAAGGUACCCUGCAAAACUACGACUCUCCCUCAGUGUGAUGCCUUUACAGCCAGCACCCUCUCAAUCUGCCCUCACAGACAGUGAGAUUACCACACAGGAAAAGGUUAGAGAGGGCUCGGUGGAGUCUCCAGAGCAGAGUCCAUUUGAGCCAUGGGCUCGGCACCCGGGAGAGUGGGGAGUGUUGGAGACGGACCUGCCGGUUGAGCUUGGUGAACUCGUUAACGGCGAUGAAGAGCUUGCCGAUGCCAGAGAAAACACAGUGGUGCUGAGGGAAGACGUUGCCAGUGACAGCACUGAAGAUGAAAGCAAGCUGUUGACAGCUCUGUGCUCACAAGAGUCAUUUCACCCAAAGGAAUUGAAGCAGAGAGAAAAUGGGGAAGACACAGAUGUCAUCACACCAGGGAAUGUGGUUGAAAGUUGCGUGUUAUGUAACAGGAAGAUGAGUAGCCCUGCAACGAUUCCUGAGAACACACGUCAGACGGCCUUGUCUGACACCUACUUAUUGCUGGUCGUGUGGCUCCUGGUCUACUGCAUUUUUGUCCUGCCUCAGAUGGACCUGUGGACAAUUCCCAGCCUCCUGCUUAACCUGCAAUGACUGCUGAGUUAAAACUUGAUUCAUCUGCAGAUCUCUGCUUGCAUUGAGAAGAGCAUCCUCUCUCUAAUGUGCUAAAGGUCUUUACAGAAUGGAGGAGCAUUAUGGAUGAUCUGGCCGCUUGUUGAAAUUCUAUAUUCUAAACACUCAUGGGUACACAUGGAUAAAAAGAAGGGUGCAAAUGUUGUUUUUUAGGUCUUUGACUGGUUGCCAGUUAGUAGAUUUGCAGGUUUACAGCAGUUCACCCUAUCCAUUGUGUACACUCUGCAUCUUCUGCACAUGAACAUUUUAAUGAUUAUGUAUUUAAUAAUACUAAUAAGUAUAUCAUCAUAAGAAUAUGCUUUUUGGUCUUUAGUAUGGUAAUGCUGAUACCGUAUGACAAAAAAAGCACUGUAUCUGUGGAGAUUGUGCCCUUGUUUUAGGGUUUAUAUCAUAAAGGUGAUACUACAUAACUCUUUUUUUGUGACCAUGAAAGUAUAUUACAUAACUGUUUUGCCAUAAUUUUUAUUUGAUGUACUUAAAUAGAAGGGGAACAAAAUCUGCACCAUUUGCUUUUUUUCUUCACCUACAAAAUGGCAAAUGCAUUAUACAACCCAAUUAAAUGAAUUUCAACUUUUUUGAGUAGUUUUUAAAAGUAUUCAGCAGAUAUUUGCAAAUGCACAAUAUUUAUAUUACAAUGAGCUUAAAAUACUUUUACAGAAAAAGGGUCUUAAAACCAUACGGGGCUUUAUCAGUAAGCUUCAGUGGUGUCAAUAGCACUUUUCAAAAAACAAAACAAAACAAACAAACAAACAAAAAAACCCACUGAUCGCCAAAGAUGAACUAAACUAAAGGUACAAUGAAUGGAGUGAACAAACAAUGAAUUUGGUUAUUCUUUUAUGAUAUUACAUAUUUCUAAAGUGACAGAACUGUAGAUAUAUAUUUAUGUCUAUUUUCCAGAAUGGAAGAGCACAUGAGAAAUGAUUUCCAGAAUGGUCAAUUGACCCCUUUAUGAAUAUGCAUAGGGUCUCAUAGAAUGUGCUUGUGAUUAAUGAUCUUUUAGUGGUGGUUGUAUGUCUUUGGCAUUAUAUGAAGUGUGUGAGCACAUUAUGCUUGACUGUUUUUAAGGAACCUGUAAAAUGUGCUUUGCAAUAGCAUGUUGCUUUUGCCUUUUUUAUUUAUAGAUACGUUUAAGAAUUCGUCAUUUCAAAGACAAUGCAAUUCCUUCACAUACACUUUAAGAUCUGCUGACACAGUUCUAAUAUGAAAAGCAAUUUAGCAGUGAAAUAUAAAGCUGUAUGCAUUGUGGCAUUAGUAAAGGAACCAUUUCAAUCUUGUUUCUGAAGCCUCAACUUCUCGGCAUGUUCAGUGAAGCUAAAAAUGACGCCAGUUGUCACAAUCUACACAAGGAUGUACUGCAAAAAGGUAUUUAAACGUCUCACAUUUGUAAGGCCAUCUGAUAAAUAUAUACUCCACUUUUUUAUGGAUAUUGUUGUAAAUGCACCAAUCAAGGGCAAUAAAUUACACGCGUCCUAAAA
Messenger RNA from Electrophorus electricus (electric eel), 5323 nucleotides. RefSeq names its product calmin a (gene clmna). Gene Ontology annotation, molecular function: actin filament binding. The record is from RefSeq and is a predicted model, not a curated record. Gene Ontology annotation, cellular component: meiotic nuclear membrane microtubule tethering complex; cytoplasm; nuclear outer membrane. Lineage: Eukaryota; Metazoa; Chordata; Actinopteri; Gymnotiformes; Gymnotidae. Gene Ontology annotation, biological process: nuclear migration.